Messenger RNA from Ricinus communis (castor bean), 2365 nucleotides. RefSeq lists its product as uncharacterized. The transcript has 9 exons. The record is from RefSeq and is a predicted model, not a curated record. Lineage: Eukaryota; Viridiplantae; Streptophyta; Magnoliopsida; Malpighiales; Euphorbiaceae. Bases 412 to 1980 code for a protein of 522 amino acids.
CAGAAAAGGGCUUUUAUCUUUUAGUUUACUGUUGUCCGAAAAGUUUGGAAAGUUUCAAACUGUUCAUGGACUUCACGUCCAUGUUUCCUCUUACAAUUUAAUGUCUUUUAACCAGUGACUAAGUUCAUGGGGUAGGCAUGCCUAUCACUAAUAGCAGCCGCAACCACUAUACAAAAUUCACAGCUAAAGAUUCUUUCCACCGCUUUUCCUUUACUACAAUUUUUUUAUUUUUUUUUUUUGGGUUCUUCUUCCUCAUUCUUUGACUCCCAAGUUAACUAAACUUUUAAUGGCACCCACGAUCCUCCAAGUAAACUCUCCUUAUCUCUGUCUUAUUAAGGCCCUUUUGCUUGCAAUAAUGGUUGUCAGCUUCGGUUCUGUUCUUUCCCCCCUUUUAGAGUCCUUGCUUGAACAAUGAAAUUUGAAGACCUGAUGCAACAAAGUGAUCAUGAGAAGCAGAAAAGACUCGAUCUCGAGGAGGAGGUUGAGAACUUGAAAACUGAAUUAAAAGAUGAACAAGCAAUAAACAAGGUUUUGCACUGUGCUCUCCAUGGUCCGGUCUCUACACAUCCAUGUCUUACCUCUUUGCUUCCACCUCAAGUUCAGGGUUUGCUUUCAGAACUGGCAAUGGUGGAGGAGGAGAUCAUAUGGCUAGAGAGGAAAGUUGAUGAGCUGAAACUGAGCUUGUACGAGGAGAGAAAACAAACUGAGAAAUGGAAAAUACCGAGGAAGCAGCCGAGGAAGCUGAGGCAUUUACCGCCAAUCAAACCAGGGAAUUCAUCAGUGCUUAAUGAUAAUUCCAAUCAGCUAUCUAGAUCACAACAUUAUGAAGAAUUCAGAAAAGAGAAUAUGAAACUCAGAAGAGCUUCUUUUGGUUCUGCAGAAGAAAUUUCAUAUCUGCUUUCUACAGGUGAUGAAAAAUCAAGAAGAGGAGGAAGAACGCAAAAGGAGCAUCACAUGUAUAAAGAAAUUAAAGAAGAGAAACCAAAUGGGCUAUCAGAAGAACUAAUCAAAUGCCUAAUAGGCAUAUUUCUUGAUCUAAACCAGGUACCACAGAAUAGAGAAGAAUCAACAGCUGCCAUAGUCCCAAAGCUUAGCCUAUCCUGCAUGCAUUCAAAAGGCUCAAAGCACUCAUUUAACUGCAAAGCAUCAAUGUUUCUUUUCACCAACAAUAUAUCAAACCUUGAUCCCUAUGGCAUUAUGCCAGAUUUAGACAGCACUAUCAGGGACAUUGGACCAUACAAGAACUUCAUCCAGAUCGGACGAAACUCGUUAGAUCUCCGUCGUUUGUCAGAGUGUUCAGCAGUGGCCGGAAAGUUGAGGGUUUUGCUGCAUAGAUUAGGUAAUGUUGACUUAACACUCUUGACCUACAAGCAGAAGUUAGCAUUUUGGAUAAAUAUCUACAAUGCCUGCAUAAUGCAUGCAUUUCUAGAACAUGGACUACCUUCCUCGCAGGACAAAUUGUUAGCAAUUAUGAACAAGGCUGUGCUGAAUGUGGGCGGGAUAGUGCUGAAUGCUUUGGCUAUCGAGCAUUUUAUUCUACGGCAUCCACGUGAAGAAAAACAUGGUCCUCCGGAUGAGAAGGAAAUGCUGCUGCGACAUGCUUAUGGUCUUAUGUAUCCAGAACCCAAUGUGACGUUUGCUCUUUGCCGGGGCACUUGGUCCUCCCCUGCACUAAGGGUCUAUACCCCAGAAGAAGUGGUGAAUGAAUUAGGGAAUGCGAAAGUGGAGUAUUUAGAAGCUUCAGUUGGGAUUACAAGCAAGAGAAAGAUUGUGGUUCCCAAGCUUUUGCAAUGGCACAUGAGAGAUUUUGCAGACGACAUGGAAUCACUACUAGAAUGGAUUUACAGCCAAUUGCCACGCUCUGGGUCCCUGAAAAGAUUGAUGAUGGAGUGCCUAAAUGGAGAAACAAAAUCUUCUUCAACAAAAAUGGUGGAAAUUCAACCUUAUGAAUCCCAGUUCCGCUACCUGUUGCCCUUGUAAAACAAUAUUUAAGAGAAAGGUAACAGGAAAGAAAAAGUUGUUGCCCCACUUUUGCCAGCACAUUUCACGGAAGCACCUAGUGUCCUAAAGAUCAAAAGGAUCGAGGAUAAAAAGGGACCUAUCCUCAACAGCCUUCUCAAAUCGAGUUUUAAUCAGCUCAUUAUUUUUAGUGAUAUCAAUAUAUGCAAAUUUUAAAAAUUUGUGCGAGUUUCACUUGAAGAAAACAAGGGUUCAUUGAACCAUUAAUCCAUAUAAGAAUCCUGUCAAAGUAUACUAUAGCAAACCAAGUGAUGUACGGUACAAUAUAACAACAAACAGACUGAAACAAAGACCAUUGCUACGUGAAAGAAAAUACCUAACGGCAGACAAGAAAACCCUGAUUCUU